Trichoderma asperellum CBS 433.97 is the source of this 2673-nucleotide messenger RNA. RefSeq lists its product as uncharacterized. Gene Ontology annotation, molecular function: aspartic-type endopeptidase activity. The record is from RefSeq and is a predicted model, not a curated record. Gene Ontology annotation, biological process: proteolysis. NCBI's taxonomy places the organism in Eukaryota, Fungi, Ascomycota, Sordariomycetes, Hypocreales, Hypocreaceae.
AUGCGUCUUGGUGCUCUGAUAAUUGCGGCAGCAGCUGGUAUUGUCUAUGCAAAUGAUCCGGCCCCGGUGUCAUUCGAUGCCGGAGAAUGGCUUGGAAUUGACGGGAACUGGUCGACUAUCAAAGUUUUGCUGGGGUCAAAUUCAGAUCUUGUCAAUGUUCUCUUGAGCACAUCGCUUUCCGAAUUUUGGGCGAUUGGACCUGGAGGGUGUUUAAAAACUACAUCGCCGUCUCAGCAUGAUCGAGGUCCGCCGCUUGCAAGAGGUCUCGGGGGGCCCGACCGCCAACAUCUCUCUCCUUCAUCUAGCCAAGGAGCUGAAUUGGAUAUCAUAGAGGAACCACAUUGUGCUACUUCUCGCGGUGGCAUUUAUACGCCCUUUGAAUCUAAACAUUGGUCCUACAUGGGAAUUUGGCAACUCGGAUUGGAUUAUCUGGGAUACGGUGGCAACGGGCAAUAUGGGCUCGACACAGUCAACGCAUACAGCACCAUUACCGAUAUCGGUUUUGGAAUGUCCAAUGUCCUUAUGUCUGCCAUCAACACAACAGACUAUUACAUAGGUCUUUUCGGGCUAGGAAUUACUCAGGGCAGCUUUGGCCAUGAGAUAGCUCAGUCACCUUUGACGCAAGCCGUCCGCACCUUUGGAUGGAUCCCCAGCUACAGCUACGGCUAUACUGCCGGUGCUUCUUAUCGAAAUAUUCCAGUUUCCAUUACUUUGGGUGGCUCUGACACAGCUAGAUACGUCCCGCACGACAUUGACUUCACAUUAACUCCGCAGGAUAAUAUGCCUCGCGCCUUAGUUCGAGGUAUAGAAGCCUCUACGAAUAGCGGUACCGAAAAACCAAAAAAAUGGUAUUCCCAAACUUCCAGCCUCUCAGGCUGGGACAAUUCUUUCACUGCCUUGAUUGAUAGUACUACUCCGUAUCUGUGGCUACCGAAUGCUGUGUGUGAUCAGUUUGCAGAUGCUUUCAACUUGACCUACAACAGCACCUUUGAUUUGUAUACUCUGACGAAUGAGCAAUACAAUGCCUACGGCUCAUCCGACUCAUUUACAUUUACGUUUAGCCUCUCGAGCUUUGACAACCAUGAUAACUUUGGGUCUCCGUUGAAUGUGCCCGGAUUGGUCAAUAUCACCGUGCCAAUGCAAGCGUUCGUUGGCUUACUACAAUAUCCAUUUAAGCACCGGGCUAUCAAAUAUGGAGACCCGGCUGUCCCAUACUUUGCAUUGCGGAGGUCUCAAAAUGAUUCUUCAAUCAUCAUUGGCCGCUCAUUCCUGCAGGAGGCAUACCUGAUCACCAAAUACGACGAGGCCGUAUUUUCAGUAUACCAGGCCAAAUUUCCUCAGCGGCCCGUAACAGAUGCGAAUUUGAUACCGAUUAAGCAGCCAAAUAACAGUCCUUACCCAGGGCCACCGACUCAAACCAGUGCCAAGCUAAACACAGCGCAAUUGGUAGGUAUCGCUGUUGGAGCCAUCUUGCUGUGCCUACUCUGUCUUGUGAGCGUGUGCUACAUGUGCCGCCGAAGGAAGUCGGAGACGAAAGGCGACGAAACAAGCACCAAGGAAGCGAAAGACAGCGCGUCUACUAUGGUUCCGGAUACACCUAGGAUACCUAAACCCGCCAUAUUUUGCAGGUUUUCAAGACGAAAAAGGUCAAGAAGUGAAAAGGCCGACAUAAGCCCUACCGUUGCCACAUCGAACUUCAUGGAGGCGCCAGAUUCAGAAAUUUACGAACUCCCUGCUCCAGUGGCUCCCGUGGAACUCGAUGCCAGCGAUGGAGAUGACGACGAUAUCUCAAUAAUCGGCAUUACGACUCUAGGCGCCGAAACUACACAGAGCCUCAGCGCAUAUGAAGUAGCACGGAGGAAGCUUGAUAGACAGCUUCAAGGACCUCUCCCAGAAUAUUUCCCACCAUCGCUGAAAAUCGUACUGCCUCAAGAGAAAUCAUUUUCAUAUAUUGCUAGUCCAACUCAAACAACCUCGAGCAAAGAGAUAACCCCAGUCUCUCCAAUUAGAUCGGGAAUAGGGACCGCAUCGCUCCCAGGAUCGCUCCCUUCGCCCAUCUCCUCUGGAUCAGGAUACAAUAGCCACAUGGGUAGCAUACCCUAUCCAACUACCGUAUCUGCCGCAGGCCAAUCUUCUGAAGAAAAAUAUAACGACGAUAUUAUGCAAUCAGAGACCAGUCAACCAAACACGCGAUUUUCAAAUAAUCUAGUCGCAUUGCACUCUAACGACGCUUUAUCAUCUAUGGCCUGUCAGAAAACUCCAAUUGACCCAACAAACAUCAUGUGCCUAGGCAAUCUUCCAGAAAACCUCCAGUCGCUUAGACACAGUAUCAUGUUGGCGCAUAUUGUCAGCCAGGAAAAUCGAGACAGUGACAGCGACUUUACACCUCGAUUUAACGCUGACUGCCACCUUUCUAAUCAUAGCCUGGGAAGUAACUAUACAGAGGAGGAAGAUCGGAUGAUGCAGGAAAUGACACGUCAAGCCACCUUCUCCAUGGCCCGAUCGCAGAGAGACCCCUGCUCAACCGAACAUACUCUGGAGAGAAGUGAAGAGCAAUGUUUGAGCCAUGAAAUAACGAGUCCUCAAUUUUCGCCAGCAGAGGAACGUAUAGAUGGAAAUGAUAUCGUUCAUGUUCCCCAGAUGGCAGAAAAACGAUACAGCUGGGAAGACUAA